Messenger RNA from Jatropha curcas, 2043 nucleotides. RefSeq names its product S-adenosyl-L-methionine-dependent methyltransferase. NCBI's taxonomy places the organism in Eukaryota, Viridiplantae, Streptophyta, Magnoliopsida, Malpighiales, Euphorbiaceae. The record is from RefSeq and is a predicted model, not a curated record. Gene Ontology annotation, molecular function: methyltransferase activity.
UAUGUGUAUGGGGAAAGAGAGAUUGACCUUCCUAGAGUCUGAUGAGGAGAUUCGUGCAUUUUCAUUAAGAAGAAAGCAAUCUCUAUAUUUUAGAUAGUUAAACUUAAGCUUCACGAUUUUCCAGCUCUGAAAAGAAAGCUCUUCAAGUAACAACUUGGAGCUGGAGCUCCUUAUAGCUGUAGAUCUCCUUUUUAAUCUCAAGUUGGAAAUAAUUCAAUAGUGUCUUUGAUUAGAGAAGAGGAGAAACUUCAAGAUUCUUGGGAGAUAUCCAAAUCAUUGUAAGAGAGAUUCAGCUUCGGCUUUCAUUCUCAUUACUGUAACUUGUUUCUGGGUUGAAAAUCCAAGAAAAAAAGAGAAAUUAAGUAGUAAUAAAACAGGAAAAGAUCAUUGUUCAAAGAUCCUAUUUGAUUAAGAUGGGAAGAUUAUGCUUUCCAAAAUGUGGAUUGAUGAGAAUAAUGUGUUGGCUGCAAAUCAUAUUAGGAGGUCUUGUUAUUGUUGUAAGCUUGGCAAGUCUGUACAAAUUUUACAAGUUAGGGUUUUUCCUACACAAUGAAGAAAUCUGCCACUAUUUUUAUGGGGCAAAUGAUGUUUCUGAGGGGUUUGAUGUUAGAGCAUUGAACGAUCGAAUAGGCCAAGUGCUUGAUAGGAUGGAAAAAUUACAAGAAAAGCUAGAACAUUCUGUGCAAGAAAUGGAGAAGCAUAAAGAUGUUUUGGAUAAAACUAGUAUCACAAACCUAGAACAUAAAAAAUUUUUAGAGCAGGAGGUGAUUAAACCUCUCAGUAGUGCUCACCUUGCGCUAAGGCAGAUUCGGUUGCCUUGGAUUAGUAACUCAACAAUAAAGGAAGAGCCUUUGAUUAACAACUUCAUUGUAGAGGAGAUUAGGAAGUAUAUAACCCCAAAAGAAAACAGAAUUGGGAAGAUAAAUAUAUAUGGAACUGAAAGAAUAUAUAAUACAAUAGGGCAUGCUUGUGUUUUGAUGAAGAAAGAAUUGGAAGGAUACAUGGAUUAUGAUAUUGGAUCUUAUUGUAAAGACGAUUGGAACCUUGCUCAGAAGCUCAUGGUUAGUGGAUGUGAUCCUUUGCCGCGUAGACGGUGCUUAACUAGGGCUUCAAAGGUCUAUCAGAAGCCAUAUUCGAUGAACGAAUCUUUAUGGAAAUUGCCAGAUUACAGAAAUGUGAGAUGGAGUAACUAUCAAUGCAGGGAUUUUCAGUGCUUAUCGAGCAAGAAUCCGAAGAGGGGUUAUUCAAAGUGCACCGGUUGUUUCGAAAUGGAGAAGGAAAAGCUCAAGUGGGUAACUAAUACUUCACUUUCUGUUGAUUUCUUGAUUACAGAUGUUCUGGCAAUCAAGCCUGGAGAGAUUCGAAUCGGUCUUGACUUUGGUGUAGGUACGGGGACUUUUGCUGCUAGAAUGAGAGAAAAAAAUGUUACUGUUAUUUCUACAGCACUAAAUCUUGGUGCUCCAUUCAGUGAAAUGAUUGCACUUAGAGGUCUAAUUCCUUUGUACGUCACGUUGAAUCAACGGCUUCCAUUUUUCGACAAUACGAUGGAUUUGAUUCAUACUACUGGGUUUAUGGAUGGGUGGAUUGAUUUGUUGCUAAUGGAUUUCAUUCUCUUUGAUUGGGAUCGAAUUUUAAGACCAGGAGGAUUGUUAUGGAUUGACAGGUUCUUUUGUAAUAGAAAGGAUCUUGAUGAUUAUUUGUAUAUGUUUCUUCAAUUCAGGUAUAAGAAACAUAAAUGGGUUAUUUCUCCCAAGUCAAAGGAUGAAGUCUAUCUUUCUGCAUUGCUAGAAAAACCUCCUAGAGCUAUCUGAUGUAAUAGAAAAUUUUCUCUUCCAAGUUUUCAUUUUCCUUUGCUUUUGAACUUGUAGUAUUUUAUUUGUUAAAUCAUACUUGGAGAUUGUUUUAUUUAAGGCCCGUUUCCCAUAUGUAACCAACUUUGAUGGGCCAAUAUUGCGUAUAAGAGUUCACCAAUUGGGCCUUAGGCUUCUAAAUUAGAAACUGAUGUUAGCAUUUAGCCUAAUCCAGAUUCAAGUAUUUUGUUAA